This is a messenger RNA of Erinaceus europaeus (western European hedgehog), 9286 nucleotides long. It is a transcript of the gene CHD5, whose product is annotated as chromodomain helicase DNA binding protein 5. The coding region runs from base 133 to 5988 and encodes 1951 amino acids. NCBI's taxonomy places the organism in Eukaryota, Metazoa, Chordata, Mammalia, Eulipotyphla, Erinaceidae. The transcript is spliced from 41 exons. The record is from RefSeq and is a predicted model, not a curated record. Gene Ontology annotation, biological process: negative regulation of transcription by RNA polymerase II; chromatin remodeling. Gene Ontology annotation, cellular component: NuRD complex; chromatin; nucleus. Gene Ontology annotation, molecular function: DNA binding; chromatin binding; ATP binding.
GCAGGCGGCCGCCAUCUUCUCGCCGAGGCCGCCUCGCCCGCCGCGCGCGCUUGUCCGGCAGUGCACGGGUUAAGGCUGGCACCGCGCCCGGCGGGAGGGGGGCGCCCACCUCCCCUCCCCCCCGCACCGGGCAUGCGGGGCCCGCUGGGCACCGAGGAGGAGCUGCCGCGGCUGUUCGCGGACGAGAUGGAGAACGAGGACGAGAUGUCAGAAGAAGAAGAUGGUGGCCUUGAAGGCUUCGAUGACUUUUUCCCUGAGGAGCCCAUGAGCCUCCCCAAGAAGAAGAAAGCUAAGAAACUGAAGGAGAAUCGGUCAAAAGGGAAGAGGAAGAAGAAAGAGGGGAGCAAUGAUGAGCUGUCAGAAAAUGAGGAGGAUCUGGAAGAGAAGUCGGACAGUGAGGGCAGUGACUACUCCCCCAAUAAGAAGAAGAAGAAGAAACUCAAGGAGAAGAAGGAGAAAAAGGCCAAGCGCAAAAAGAAGGAUGAGGAGGAAGAUGACAAUGACGAUGGGUACCUGAAGGAGCCCAAGUCCUCAGGGCAGCUCAUGGCCGAGUGGGGCCUGGAUGACGUGGACUACUUGUUCUCUGAGGGCGACUACCACACACUGACCAACUACAAGGCCUUCAGCCAGUUCCUCAGGCCACUCAUCGCCAAGAAGAACCCGAAGAUUCCCAUGUCCAAAAUGAUGACCGUUCUGGGUGCCAAGUGGCGGGAGUUCAGUGCCAACAACCCCUUCAAGGGCAGCUCAGCUGCAGCAGCUGCAGCAGCAGUGGCCGCAGCAGUGGAGACGGUCACCAUCGCACCUCCACUGGCUGUCAGCCCCCAGCAGCCCCCCCAGCCUGUGCCCAUCCGCAAGGCCAAGACCAAGGAGGGCAAGGGUCCUGGAGUAAGGAAGAAGAUCAAAGGCUCCAAGGAUGCCAAGAAAAAGGGCAAGGGGAAGAAGGUGGCUGGACUCAAAUUCCGCUUUGGAGGGAUCAGUAACAAGAGGAAGAAGGGCUCCUCGAGUGAGGAAGAUGAUCGGGAGGAGUCGGACUUUGACAGCGCCAGCAUCCACAGUACCUCAGUGCGCUCUGAGUGUUCUGCAGCCCUGGGAAAGAAGAGCAAGAGGAGGCGCAAGAAGAAGAGGAUUGAUGAUGGUGAUGGCUAUGAGACGGACCACCAGGAUUACUGUGAGGUGUGCCAGCAGGGCGGGGAGAUCAUCUUGUGUGACACCUGUCCACGGGCCUACCACCUCGUUUGUCUCGACCCUGAGCUGGAGAAGGCCCCAGAGGGCAAGUGGAGCUGCCCCCACUGUGAGAAAGAGGGAAUCCAGUGGGAGCCGAAGGAUGACGAUGACGAGGAGGAGGAGGGAGGCUGUGAGGAAGAGGAGGACGACCACAUGGAGUUCUGUCGCGUGUGCAAGGACGGAGGCGAGUUGCUCUGCUGCGACGCCUGCCCCUCCUCCUACCACCUGCACUGCCUCAACCCGCCUCUGCCAGAGAUUCCAAAUGGUGAAUGGCUCUGCCCGCGCUGUACUUGUCCCCCACUUAAGGGCAAAGUGCAGCGGAUCCUACACUGGAGGUGGACAGAGCCCCCGGCCCCCUUCGUGGUAGGGCUGCCAGGGCCUGAUGUGGAGCCUAGCAUCACCCCUCCCAAGGCCCUGGAGGGCAUCCCGGAGAGGGAGUUCUUUGUCAAGUGGGCUGGGCUCUCCUACUGGCACUGCUCCUGGGUGAAGGAGUUGCAGCUGGAGCUAUACCACACAGUGAUGUACCGAAACUACCAAAGAAAGAACGACAUGGACGAGCCACCGCCCUUUGACUAUGGCUCUGGUGAUGAAGAUGGCAAGAGCGAGAAGAGGAAGAACAAGGAUCCUCUGUACGCGAAGAUGGAAGAGCGCUUCUACCGCUAUGGCAUCAAGCCUGAGUGGAUGAUGAUCCAUCGCAUCUUGAACCACAGCUUUGACAAAAAGGGAGAUGUCCACUACCUGAUCAAGUGGAAAGACUUGCCCUAUGACCAGUGCACCUGGGAGAUUGAUGACAUCGACAUCCCUUACUACGAUAACCUGAAACAGGCCUAUUGGGGCCACAGAGAGCUGAUGCUAGGAGAGGAUGCCCGGCUACCCAAGAGGCUGAUCAAGAAGGGCAAGAAACUAAAGGAUGAGAAGCAAGAGAAGCCACCAGAUACACCGAUUGUGGAUCCCACAGUCAAGUUUGACAAGCAGCCAUGGUACAUCGACUCCACGGGUGGAACCCUGCACCCCUAUCAGCUGGAGGGCCUCAACUGGCUGCGCUUUUCCUGGGCCCAGGGCACCGAUACCAUCCUGGCCGACGAGAUGGGUCUGGGCAAGACAGUGCAGACCAUCGUCUUUCUGUACUCUCUGUACAAGGAGGGGCACUCCAAAGGGCCCUAUCUGGUCAGUGCUCCCCUGUCCACCAUCAUCAACUGGGAGCGUGAGUUUGAGAUGUGGGCGCCUGACUUCUAUGUGGUCACUUACACUGGAGACAAGGAGAGCCGUUCGGUGAUCCGGGAGAAUGAGUUUUCCUUUGAGGACAAUGCCAUUCGUAGUGGGAAGAAGGUAUUCCGUAUGAAGAAAGAGGUUCAGAUCAAAUUCCACGUCCUGCUCACCUCCUACGAGCUCAUCACUAUCGACCAAGCCAUCCUGGGCUCCAUUGAGUGGGCCUGCCUGGUGGUGGACGAGGCCCACCGGCUCAAGAAUAACCAGUCCAAGUUCUUCAGGGUCUUAAACAGCUACAAGAUUGACUACAAGCUGCUACUGACGGGGACCCCCCUGCAGAACAACCUGGAGGAGCUCUUCCAUCUCCUCAACUUUCUGACCCCUGAGAGGUUCAACAACCUGGAGGGCUUCCUGGAGGAGUUUGCCGACAUCUCCAAGGAAGACCAGAUCAAAAAACUGCAUGACCUGCUGGGACCGCACAUGCUGAGGCGGCUCAAGGCAGAUGUAUUCAAGAAUAUGCCAGCCAAGACUGAGCUGAUUGUCCGAGUGGAGUUGAGUCAGAUGCAGAAGAAGUAUUACAAGUUCAUCCUCACACGCAACUUUGAGGCGCUGAACUCCAAGGGGGGUGGCAACCAGGUGUCACUUCUCAACAUCAUGAUGGACUUGAAGAAAUGUUGCAACCACCCCUACCUCUUCCCCGUGGCUGCUGUGGAGGCGCCUGUGCUACCCAAUGGCUCCUAUGAUGGCAGCUCCCUGGUCAGGUCUUCAGGGAAGCUCAUGUUGCUGCAGAAGAUGCUCAAGAAGCUUCGGGAUGAAGGGCACCGAGUGCUCAUCUUCUCCCAGAUGACCAAGAUGCUGGAUCUCCUGGAGGAUUUCCUGGAAUAUGAGGGCUACAAGUAUGAGCGAAUUGAUGGUGGCAUCACUGGGGGCCUUCGACAAGAGGCCAUCGACAGAUUCAACGCCCCUGGCGCCCAGCAGUUCUGCUUCCUCCUAUCUACUCGGGCAGGCGGCCUGGGCAUCAACCUGGCCACAGCUGAUACUGUCAUCAUCUAUGACUCGGACUGGAACCCACAUAAUGACAUCCAGGCCUUCAGCCGCGCCCACCGCAUUGGGCAGAACAAGAAGGUGAUGAUCUACCGCUUUGUGACGCGGGCCUCAGUGGAGGAGCGCAUCACACAGGUGGCCAAGCGCAAGAUGAUGCUCACUCACCUGGUGGUGCGGCCCGGCCUGGGUUCCAAGUCAGGCUCCAUGACCAAGCAGGAACUGGAUGACAUCCUCAAGUUUGGAACGGAGGAGCUCUUCAAGGAUGACGUGGAGGGCAUGAUAUCUCAAGGCCAGAGGCCUGUCACACCCAUUCUUGAUGUCCAGUCCUCCAAAGGGGGAGCCCUGGCCACCAGCACCAAGAAAAAGCAUGGCAGCACCCCGCCAGGUGACAACAAGGAUGUGGAGGACAGCAGUGUGAUCCACUAUGACGAUGCAGCCAUCUCCAAGCUGCUGGACCGGAAUCAGGAUGCCACGGAUGACACAGAGCUGCAGAACAUGAAUGAGUACCUGAGCUCCUUCAAGGUGGCGCAGUAUGUGGUGCGCGAAGAAGAUGGCGUGGAGGAGGUAGAGCGGGAGAUUAUCAAGCAGGAGGAGAACGUGGACCCUGACUACUGGGAGAAGCUGCUGCGGCACCACUACGAGCAGCAGCAGGAGGAUCUGGCCCGAAAUCUGGGCAAGGGCAAGCGCAUCCGCAAGCAGGUCAACUACAACGAUGCCUCCCAGGAGGACCAGGAGUGGCAAGACGAGCUGUCGGACAACCAGUCUGAAUAUUCCAUCGGCUCUGAGGAUGAGGACGAGGACUUUGAGGAAAGGCCGGAAGGGCAGAGUGGACGGCGGCAGUCCAGGAGGCAGCUGAAGAGUGACAGGGACAAGCCCCUUCCACCUCUUCUCGCUCGUGUUGGUGGCAACAUCGAGGUGCUGGGCUUCAAUGCUCGCCAGCGGAAGGCUUUCCUGAAUGCCAUCAUGCGCUGGGGCAUGCCCCCCCAGGAUGCCUUCAACUCCCACUGGCUGGUUCGGGACCUUCGUGGGAAGAGUGAGAAAGAAUUUAGAGCCUAUGUGUCCCUCUUCAUGCGGCACCUGUGUGAGCCGGGGGCUGAUGGCGCAGAGACCUUCGCAGACGGCGUGCCCCGUGAGGGCCUCUCCAGGCAGCAUGUGCUUACGCGCAUCGGAGUCAUGUCACUAGUUAGGAAGAAGGUUCAAGAAUUUGAGCAUGUCAACGGGAAGUACAGCACUCCGGACUUGAUACCUGAGGGACCCGAGGGCAAGAAGCCAGGGGAGGUCAUCUCCUCUGAUCCUAACACACCAGUUCCUGCCAGCCCUGCCAACCUCCCACCCGCCCCUCUUGGCCUGCCAGACAAGAUGGAAGCCCAGCUGGCCUACAUGGAUGAGAAGGAGCCAGGACUGCCAAAGCCAAAGAAGCCUCCAGAAAUUCAGGUUCUGCCAGCUGUCCUGGACAGAGUAGAGGGUGAAGACAAGCACGAGAGCUCAGACUGUAAGGAAAGAGCCCGAGAGGAGCUCCUGGAGGAGACAGAGAAGGCCCCACCCUCCCCAGAGCAGCUGCCAAAAGAAGAAGUGAUUCCAGAGAAGGAGAAAGUUCUGGACAAGAUGGAUCUCAGCUUGGUGCACAGCAGAGGGGAUGGCAGCGACUUCAGACCAGAUGACACCAAAGCUGAGGAGAAGGAGCCCAUGGAAACACAGCAAAAUGGUGACAGAGAGGAAGAUGAGGAGGGGAAGAAGGAGGACAAGAAUGGGAAAUUCAAAUUCAUGUUCAACAUUGCAGAUGGGGGCUUCACAGAGCUGCACACACUGUGGCAGAAUGAGGAACGUGCUGCAGUGUCCUCUGGAAAAAUCUAUGACAUCUGGCACCGACGCCAUGACUACUGGCUGCUGGCAGGCAUUGUGACGCACGGCUAUGCCCGCUGGCAGGACAUCCAGAACGACCCAAGAUACAUGAUCCUCAAUGAGCCCUUCAAGUCUGAGAUCCACAAAGGCAACUACCUGGAGAUGAAGAACAAGUUCCUGGCCCGCAGGUUCAAGCUGCUGGAGCAGGCACUGGUCAUAGAGGAGCAGCUCCGGAGGGCUGCAUACCUUAACAUGACCCAGGACCCCAACCACCCCGCCAUGGCCCUCAAUGCCCGCCUGGCCGAGGUGGAGUGCCUUGCCGAAAGCCACCAGCACCUGUCCAAGGAGUCCCUUGCUGGAAACAAGCCUGCCAACGCCGUCCUGCACAAGGUCCUGAACCAGCUGGAGGAGCUGCUGAGUGACAUGAAGGCAGAUGUGACUCGCCUGCCCUCCAUGCUGUCCCGCAUCCCCCCGGUGGCCGCCCGCCUCCAGAUGUCGGAGCGCAGCAUCCUGAGCCGCCUGACCAACCGUGCCGGCGACCCCACCAUCCAGCAGAUAUCUAGCUGUUCCCGAGACUUCCCUUUGUUGCCGCGCUCAUUUCCAGCCGAGCCACGUCUGCCAGGCCACAUGCCUGACCCCCCCAGGAGAGAAAAGCUACCGCCCUUUUAGGAGCCAGUGCUACCUUGGGAUGGAAAGGGAAACCGAGUCACACCACCACCUGGAGAAUGAGGCCCAGCGCGGCCGUGCCUGAGCCCAGAAGUGCCACCUCAUCUUCAUCCAGGCACCCACACCACCCUACAUCGGGACAUCUCCCUUGGCCGUCUUUUCCAGAACGAAUUCUUAGAAGAGAUUUCAUUUAUUUGUACAUCUCUUGCACUUUCCUAUUGAAGACUUGAACCAGUUGGUCUUGAUAGAAGUUGAGUAUGGAGGGAGUCUAACCAGCAGCACCCACAUCUGGCAAUGGGCCCUAGCCCAGAGGGAAGCUUCUGGAAUCCCUGUGGCUGCCAUGAUGGACUCUGCUCAGCGAGAGAGGAUGAUGUGUCUACCUUGGGAGCUCUUGAGUGUGCUCCCCCAACUAGUCUCCCAAGCACCUGCCUAACUCCCCAUCUCUCGUCCAUUCCCUCCAUGCCUGCCCUCCCCCCCUUCCCAUGCUAGGUAGGUCAGAGUGGGCAUUUAUUCCAGUCCCUUCCUGUCAGGAGCCCUAGACCUGUGCUGUCCCCAUGGGGGACUCUGUCAGUCCCUGACUCAGCAUGGGCUCUGUCAUCACGGGUGAGGCCCCCCCCCCCACUAUGUGUGGCAGCUCCCAGCAUAUCUUCCCUGGAUGGAAGGGGACAAGUGCUAGAGUCUGUCUCAGAUCACUGCAGAAAGGAUCUUGCCCUCUGUUGGGGUGUAGCUAUAGAUAGUUGAUAACAUCCCAGUUAGGAGGAUGACCCUGGAGUGUAUGGUCCUGCCCGAUGCCCUGGAGGUUCUGUUACACCCACUUCCUAUCUGAACCAGGAUACAUGCUGGAGCCUGGUCAUUGUCAUGGCCCUCCUGUCCCUGUAGAUGCCUGCACUUUCCUCAGGGACAUGGUUCUGCCUGCUGCCCAUGUGUUCUCACAUGCUUUGGGGAGAGCUGGCUUGGAGGUGGGGGCCACCCCUCCUGGCUGGACCAUCCCAGGCUUCUUGCCUGAUAUCCUGUCAGGAGUGUUCUUGGGAAGCCCCACCCUUUCCACGAGUACCCUGUAAUGACCAGGGCCUGUGUCUGGUGCCCCCUAUGGUCAGAACUGGGCUUGAAGGGAUCACUGACCAGGACCUACCUUCCUGGGGAGAUGUCUGGGUCUAGAAACCUGUCUGAAACUGGCUGGGAUGGACCAGGAGGGCCUCAGCUCCCUGAGUGGGACUGGCGCAGGAUUCAGUGGCUUGUCUUGGGAGCCCUUGGGUGAUUGGCGGGCCUUCACAGAGCCCCCAGGAGUCCUCAUUUAUAACAGACUCUCUCUGAAAUGCUGGUGGGCUGGACCCCUCAAACCCCUUCCAUCUUAGUAUCCCUGUGCCCCAGGCUUGAUUUGAACCUCCAUGGUAGACCCAAUUCUGGCAUUGUGGGUGGGCAGACAGGCAUGGAAUGGCACACCCGUUUCUCAGAAGUGGGUAGCCUUUUCUGGGACAGACAAGUCUCUCCAGUCCCCUGAGAUUCAGGCACUGCCCUAUGCACGUCCAUGUGGCCUCCUCUGGUCAGUGCCUUCCUGCCCAAGGCUCCUGGCUCAGGCCACUGGUGAGGCAGCUUCCCCUGACCCCAGGGCGCUAUGAUGCAAACCCCCUUCCCUUGUGGCCAUAGGAUUUCUGAGUGUCAAGCAAGGCCAGUCUAUAUCCCCAUGGUCGUAGUCCCUCCCACCUGCCCUUCCUCCCUGAGACUUUUUCUCUGACCAUCCACCUCCAUUCUUUUUCAUCUAAGUACUGUGCGCUAACUGAUUGCACAACUUCCAUUCCCUUUUCAGGCCUUGCCUGGCUCCCCUGUACUCUCCAGCACCAGAGCGGAGCCACCCAUGGUUGGCCUAGAUUGACCCUGUUGUCCCAGGAGUCUCCACUCUUUGUGACAGUACCCAAUAGGUCCAGAAGGGGGCGCUGUGAGAGUUGGGGAGUGGGUUUCUAGUUGAUUGGUUUGGAGAAGAAAAGGAUCUUAAGAGUAUUUUCUUCUUGGUUUAUCCCUUCUCUCCUGCCAAACAUGGGUGGGUGGAGUGGGGUGUGGGGGCCAGGGCACCCACUGCCUUUGGCAUCUUCAGGCUGGGUCUGAGUUUGCUGCUGGCAGGAUGGGGGUCCUGGUGGGCAAGUGGACCCCACUGUGCCAGCCCAGGUUUUUAUUUCCAGCCACCUUAUCAUUUAACCCAGUGCCGAGUAAGGUUUCUGUUUGAGCCACCUGGGGUCACCAUCUUGGAAAGUGUCACUUGCUGGGCUUCCAGGGGACCAGGGCAGAUUUGGGUGGACAGAUAGUGUUCAGAGGGCCCCCUGUCACCACCAGUCCUGGAAGCACAUCCUGAGACUCUCUCUUUACCCCAUGGAAAUACAUCCCCCUGAAAGCCACCUUAGGAAGUGUUUUUCUGCUAUUUGUCAAUAGGGCUUGGCAGAUAUCUACAGUGAACACAGAUGGCUGUCCUCCUGCUUGUCUAGGGCCCCUUCCCAGGGUCCCCAGGACCUUCUGUAUUGGACAGCCUCAGAGACUCAGCAGCAGGGGACUUGUAGCACUCCCAGGGUGAGCCAGGAGGGGAGCAAUGGGGAAGGGGGACUUGGCAGGGGGUGAGCAGGGGGUAAGUGAUGGCCUGGCCUUACAGGCUGGGGUUACCUCGCUCUACUGCGCCUCUGUAAGCAGCUGUCCUAGACCCUGGGGCCAUCUGUUUAUGUUGAGAAAGCUGCUUCUCUCCCCACUUGAUAUUUCUGUAAGUUUACAGGUUGUGGUGCAUCAGCCCAAAGUCAUUGGCAUUGUGUUUUUGGCUUUUUUUCUGUUAGUAUUCAGAUUUUUUUUUUAAACAAAGUAUUUUUUUAUGUGCGAUAACCCAGAAAGGGCCUGUUGGGUGUGUGUGUGUGUGUGUGUGUGUGUGUGUGUGUGUGUCCUGAACCCCUGGCAUGGAAAUGGACACCAGAGCCUUUGCUCCCAGGCUCCUUUGCUCAGACAUGGAGGGGGGUGCCCUUGGUCAGAGUGGGGGAGUAUGAGGGAAUGAAUUCCUACACAGGCUGGCAUCUGGCCCAGUUCAGGGGAGCCCCUUUGCCCGGAGACAGUCCCUGUUCAGCAAAGGGGCUGGGAGUUUUGGGUGAGUUGGGAAGGUCCCAGGGGUGGAGGGUGGGGGGGCUAGAAUUGAAGCCCCCUUCCACCUAUGUUGUUUGUGGGAAGACACAUAGGAGGCUUAACAGAGACUGUAGCCAACACAAUCCCUUUACUUUGUAUUCUGUGUGUAUGUCUUGGUUUUCUGUGUUUUAAUAAAUCCUUUGGGAAAGGA